ACAAUUGUAAACAACGAACAGAAUAGGAUAAAUUUAGUUUCAAUUUCGUUAUUAAUAACACAAUAUAUUAAUUUCCUUUAUGGUAAUAUGGCUUCAUUGAAAUGCUAAGUUAUUCACUAACGUUUAGAUUUCCAGUUACGCAAAUCUAAACAAUCGUCGGUGAAAGAAUUCUAAUGAAUGAUAAGGUUCGUCACCUUAUCAGUGACUUUAUUAGUGAAUGACACAAGGGCUCCAAAGCAAAAGUUUACUGAUAACAAAUGUGCUUGUAGCUAUAAUAACCUGUAAUACAUCUGAGCUCUUUUAGUUGAAAGCCAGAUCUUAUCCCAUUUGUGUGAGAGUAUCGAAACCUUUUGAAGAUGAACACAACUAUUAAUAAUCCGGUUAUUCCAUGUGUGAUGAGCUUACCUGGAGGUCAUUUGCAGCAAGGGAAUCUUAUUGUUAUUCAUGGUCAACCCACUUACAACAGCAACAGGUUUUGUGUGAGCUUGGUUUGUGGGCAGCAACGGGAACUUGGAGAUAUUGCAUUUCAACUGACCUCACAUUUUGACACAAGCUGGGUCAUCCGCAAUAGUAAACUCAACAAGGAAUGGGGUGUCGAAGAGGGAACAACGACACACAAGUUUCCUUUCAAACGCCUUCAGCCUUUCAAAAUUGAAAUUUUCACUAGUCCGUCCUCUUAUCUGAUUACCGUUGAUGGUAAUCACCACUGUGAGUACAUCCACCGAGUUUCGUAUUCCGAGGCUAACACUCUUCAAAUCACUGGAGAUGUUCAAGUUAGCAUGAUUGAAUUCCGAUCAGCAAAUACUUUCCCGACAUUUCCAUCGAGUAACCGCCUCAACGUGGCAUACCCGCCGCUUCCAUUUGCGUCGUUGAUUAAUGGACCUCUAUCAGUGGGAAAUGAAAUUCAAGUCCACGGACAAGUUAAGCCGCAUCCCAACAGGUUCCACAUUAACUUGCAGCAGGGAUGUCAGUCCUAUCCUCAUCCCACUAUGGUUUUCCACUUCAACCCUCGUUACGAAGGUGGGCAGCGCACCAUCGUCAUGAAUUCCUUCAUUGGCAGCUGGGGGUCGGAACAACGGGUUGCGGUCCCUAGGAAUCUAUUACCUGGAAAUACUUUCGUGCUCGCCAUCAGACGUCAACCGUCUUACUUUGAAGUUUCGGUUAAUGGAUCCGUCAUCGCCACGUACAAUCAUCGCAUUGCGGCCGAUAUGGUCGACUCGGUGUCCAUUGACGGAGAUGUUAUCAUCCACAAAGUCGUCGCCUAUUAAUAGACUGGGCCAAACGUAUAAUGCACAUUCCCAACGACAUCAAAUGUAUGCCACAAAGUACCUGUUAGAAAUUCCCAAAUGAUUAUCCCUUUGCAAUCGUGGUUAAGAGCAACAUGCUUCCAAUCGUCGAGAAUUCCCUUUAGGUGGUAUGUCUGGGUGCAUUUUAAAAAGAUUUGAUUUGUUGCUGUUAUUCUGUGCUGGGGAUAUAGACCAAUAAAAAUAAAAUAACAUUGA
Messenger RNA from Daphnia pulicaria, 1502 nucleotides. RefSeq names its product galectin-4-like. The record is from RefSeq and is a predicted model, not a curated record. NCBI's taxonomy places the organism in Eukaryota, Metazoa, Arthropoda, Branchiopoda, Diplostraca, Daphniidae. The transcript is spliced from 6 exons. Gene Ontology annotation, molecular function: galactoside binding; carbohydrate binding. Bases 357 to 1268 code for a protein of 303 amino acids.